GGAAGUGAAAGAAGAAGAAUAUAAGUUGGAAGACCUUUUUUUUUUUUUUUUUUAUAACAAUGGCAGGCAAGUCUUCUUUGCUAAAAGUGAUCCUUCUGGGAGAUGGAGGAGUCGGCAAGAGUUCUCUCAUGAAUCGAUACGUUACCAACAAAUUCGACACCCAGUUAUUUCACACCAUUGGAGUCGAGUUCUUGAACAAGGAGCUGGAGGUAGACAAUCAUUCGGUGACCAUGCAGAUCUGGGAUACUGCAGGUCAAGAACGUUUCAGGAGCUUGAGGACCCCUUUCUAUAGGGGAUCCGACUGUUGCCUGCUGACAUUCAGUGUUGAUGACUCUCAGAGUUUUCAAAACCUGAACAACUGGAAGAAAGAAUUUAUCUACUAUGCGGAUGUCAAAGAUCCAGAACAUUUCCCAUUUGUGGUAUUGGGAAACAAAGUAGACAUCAGUGAGCGACAAAUCUCAGCAGAAGAGGCUGAGGCUUGGUGCAGAGACAAUGGGAACCAUCCCUAUUUUGAGACCAGCGCUAAGGAUGCCAUUAAUGUGUCGGCAGCAUUUGAAGAAGCUGUCAGAAGAGUUUUGGCUAUUGAAGAUCGAUCGGAUCAGCUGAUCCAUAAUGAUACAGUUAAUCUACAUAGAAAGCCCAAGUCCAGUUCAACUUGCUGUUGAUUUUUAGAUCUAUGGAAAAUCUGCUUCUAACGCCUUCAAUGUGAGCUGGACUUUUCCACUUUACAGGUCUGAGUACACAGCAGUAGGCCAGGUUGCUUCACUGGAAAAGAACACGAGUGAAAAAGGAGUUGUCUUCAUGAAUUUUUACUAUGGAAAAGCCAUAGACCUCACAAAGACUUUCCCCUUGUGGUUCCACUAUAUGUACCACACACAGUGCGUACGGUUUCCUUGAUAAAUGUGCAUAUUAAUACAACUAACAGUAAUUUACUAUAAUGAAACCCAGAGAGAGACUUUAUAAAUGAAAAUGUCGUAUGACUUGCAUAGAUGAAAAAGAUGAGAAGAGAAUAU
Nanorana parkeri is the source of this 1013-nucleotide messenger RNA. It is a transcript of the gene RAB9A, whose product is annotated as RAB9A, member RAS oncogene family. Gene Ontology annotation, molecular function: GTPase activity; GTP binding. Lineage: Eukaryota; Metazoa; Chordata; Amphibia; Anura; Dicroglossidae. The coding region runs from base 60 to 665 and encodes 201 amino acids. Gene Ontology annotation, cellular component: phagocytic vesicle; lysosome; late endosome. The transcript has 2 exons. The record is from RefSeq and is a predicted model, not a curated record. Gene Ontology annotation, biological process: retrograde transport, endosome to Golgi; Rab protein signal transduction.